AUGGCAGGAAUCUGCCGCAACCGCCUCGCCGAGGAGCGCAAGCAGUGGCGCAAAGACCAUCCAUUCGGCUUCUAUGCACGCCCCGCCAAGGCCGCCGAUGGCUCGCUAGACCUCAUGAACUGGGAAGUCGGCAUCCCCGGCAAAGCCAACACGCCAUGGGAGGGAGGGCUGUACAAGCUGCGCAUGAUGUUUCCCGAAGAAUACCCGAGCAAGCCGCCCAAGUGCAAGUUCACCCCGCCGCUCUUCCACCCCAACGUCUUUCCCUCGGGCACCGUCUGCCUGAGCAUCCUCGACGAGGACAAGGGCUGGAAGCCGGCGAUUACGAUCAAGCAGAUUCUGCUCGGUAUUCAGGAUUUGCUGAACGAUCCCAACCCGCACGACCCCGCACAGAGCGAGGCCUUCACCAUGUUCCAAAAGGACGCCACCGCCUACGAGCGCAGAGUGCGUCAGCAGGCGCGCGAAAUGGCCACCGCCGUCUAG
Molecule: messenger RNA, 480 nt
Organism: Moesziomyces antarcticus
Lineage: Eukaryota; Fungi; Basidiomycota; Ustilaginomycetes; Ustilaginales; Ustilaginaceae
Product: ubiquitin-conjugating enzyme9
Exons: 3
Coding region: 1-480 (159 amino acids)
Biological process (GO): protein sumoylation
Cellular component (GO): nucleus
Molecular function (GO): SUMO conjugating enzyme activity
Source: RefSeq, a predicted model, not a curated record